AUGAAAAAUAUUUUGGUCUCGGUAACUUUGGUGUGCUGGGUUUUGUUGCAAUUACUGGUUGUUGCCGUGCCUACUGUUCAAGGCGCUGCACCACCAAUAGUAGCAAAAGGAGUUGAAGGCGAUAAUAGUAAUGAUGUCAAUUUGAGUGAAGUAGUCCAUCAUAGUAAACAUAAUCAAGUCACCGCUACAGUCGCCACAAUUUCGUCCACUCCGGAACCCACCCAUGGCACCAACACUGGUGGCAGUGAUAAUCAAGAAAAUACAAAUACUGAAACGCCAAGUCUCGACUCCAAUAAUCCGGAUCUUAAUAACACUGACAAUGCAGUGGUCAAAACGGUUCCGGGCCGGUCCCUUGAAAUCGAAUCAGUUGGACCAUACAUUGUCUUUGGGAUGAUUGCUCUGCUCGCGUUCCUGUUGCCAAUCUCUGCAUAUUUCUUUAGUGUACGUAUGGCAAAACUUCGUAAAUUACGAGAACAACGAGACGCUGAAGCUGCGGCGGACGUCGCUGCAAAAGAAGUGAAAUUUGAAGAGUUUGCCGAGGAAGCUAAAUUUGCUGAGCGGGAGAAAAAAUAUGCGGAAUUUGCGGAACGGCAGUCAAAAUAUUCAGAAUUUGCAGAGUAUAAUCAGGAUGCGAUGAUGUUGCCUUAA
Ambispora gerdemannii is the source of this 648-nucleotide messenger RNA. The record is from the annotation of a GenBank genome assembly. Lineage: Eukaryota; Fungi; Glomeromycota; Glomeromycetes; Archaeosporales; Ambisporaceae.